AUGACCCUCAAAUUCGCUCCAUUUGGUUCUGAGAUUGAACUCCCUUUCUACACGGCUCUAUCCCAGUUCAAGAUCGAUUUUGAUAAGCUCGAUGACUCUGCGCGACCAGUCCUUGGCUUAUAUGAGCCUCGUGUGACCUCGUCCCCCGAAGAAAGUUGCCGUAUGCAAGUGCUUGGGAAUGCCCUCACAAGUGAUGACGUUCCGGCCGGCUACAUUCGGGCUGAGGGGAAAAUAAAAAAUGUGAAUACGAUCGAAGACUUCAAAAACACGGACAAAGCAGCCAUGCUGCAAACGGCAGCAAAACAGAUCUGGGAUGCCAUAAAUGAUGGGACCAUAUACUCCAUCCCCUCUCUUCUCUCGUCUUUUACAAUCCUCUCCUUUGCAAAUCUCAAGAAAUACACUUUCACUUACUGGUUUGCAUUUCCGGCUCUCCAUUCUGAGCCAGUUUGGAAGCAAGUUGAAGCUACCCCUCCGAGUCAGCUGACUGGAGAGGAGACCACGGCACUUGCUGACGAGGUGGGUACUUGGAGGUAUGCGACUGACAAGAGGGAGCAUGGGUUCUUCCUAGCCAAGAAGGUCCCCGUUCCAUCCUCUGAAUCAACCCGGCCUGCUACUCCUGGCCCGACGGGAGAUGAUCUGGACUACAAAUGGGUUGUUGGAUCGUUGAGAAAGUUUGAAAGUGGAUUCUUCGACGGCAUUCCUCUUGAAAACCAAUUCGUUGCAUUUGUAGAUCCCUCGACGUAUCCUGAGAACCCAGGAUGGAUGCUCCGAAAUCUCUUGGUGUUGAUCAAGCGGAGAUUCAAGCUCAACAAAGUCCAAAUACUGUGCUACCGAGACAUCCACUCAAGAAGGCAUGAAGCUAGAAGUCGUAUCAUUGUUCUGGAGACGGAGGGACAAGCCGCUGAGACCGAUACUAUGCCAAAAGUGACUGGGUGGGAGCGUAACAGCAACCAAAAGUUGUCGCCAAAGACCACUAAUCUGGCACAAUACAUGGACCCUUCGCGCCUCGCAGAUCAAGCAGUCGAUCUAAACUUGAAGCUUAUGAAGUGGCGAAUCGCUCCUGAUUUGAAUCUCAACAAGAUCAAGGAUACCAAAUGCCUCCUCCUUGGCGCAGGUACUCUUGGUACAUACGUUAGUCGACUUCUAAUGGGAUGGGGAGUCAGGAAAAUCACGUUUAUCGACAAUGCCUCGGUUUCAUUUUCAAAUCCAGUCCGGCAGCCAUUGUUCGACUUCAAAGAUUGCAUCGAUGGUGGCGCCAAGAAAGCCUACAGAGCAGCCGAAGCGCUUCAGGAAAUUUACCCUGGAGUGGACAGUACCGGCUUUGUGAUGUCGGUCCCUAUGCUAGGCCAUCCAAUUACCGACGAACAUAAUACUCGCCUCGACUUUGAGACGUUAGAAAAGCUGAUGGAAGAUCACGAUGCCAUAUUUCUACUCAUGGAUACACGCGAAAGCCGAUGGCUCCCAACUGUGAUGGGAAAGGCAAAGAAUAAGCUUGUCUUGAAUGCCGCUCUUGGAUUUGAUACAUGGGUGGUCAUGAGACAUGGUGUGUUUGCAGAAGACGGAGGACAGGCGGCUUUAGGGUGUUAUUUCUGCAAUGAUGUUGUAGCGCCAGCAGAUUCUGUCAAGGAUCAAACUUUGGAUCAACAGUGCACAGUCACCCGUCCAGGAAUCGCCCCCACGGCAUCCGCUCAAUUAGUCGAGCUGAUGGUGUCGGCCCUGCAACAUCCAGAUGGCGCUCGAGCUCCUGCUCCCAAGGUCUCCGCCAAUCAAUCAUCAAAUGGGAGAAUUGAAUAUGAUCGCGAUCCUCUCAAUCAUCCGCUCGGUCUUAUUCCGCAUCAAAUUCGUGGAUUUGAGGCCACUUUCCAGAACAUUUUGAUUAGCGGACAAUCAUACGAUUGUUGCUCAGCCUGCUCUCCAAAGAUUGUUGAGGAGUACAAACGAUCGGGGUGGGAAUUCAUCAAGCGAGCGUUGACUGAGAAGGAUUACAUUACUGAGCUCAGUGGACUAGCUGAGGUUCAGCGCCAAGCAGAAGCGGCUGCAGGUGAUAUUGAUUGGGAUAGCGAGCCAAAUGGUGUGGAUGACGAUGAAGAAGGAGAGCUAUUGUGA
Molecule: messenger RNA, 2106 nt
Organism: Cadophora gregata
Lineage: Eukaryota; Fungi; Ascomycota; Leotiomycetes; Helotiales; Ploettnerulaceae
Gene: ATG7
Product: Autophagy protein 7
Exons: 4
Coding region: 1-2106 (701 amino acids)
Biological process (GO): cellular response to nitrogen starvation; C-terminal protein lipidation; autophagosome assembly
Cellular component (GO): phagophore assembly site; cytoplasm
Molecular function (GO): Atg8 activating enzyme activity; Atg12 activating enzyme activity
Source: RefSeq, a predicted model, not a curated record